AUGCCUUCGCAUACUCCGCAUACUCCUUCCGUUCAUCAUAAUCAUCCAACUUCAAUAUCCCGAAAGAACAAUCAUAAUUAUAAUGAUAAAUUUAUUCCAGAUAAAUCUGAACAUUUAUAUCAACUUCAGUUGCAACGUCAACAACAGAAACAAUUUUAUGAUCAACUGAAAGAUAUAUCGAUGCCAAUAUACGAGGAUCACAAUUAUUUGCAAUUCCAAGAGAAUCAUGAUUCUUACGGACAAGAUUCGCCAAUGACGACGAUACAUAAACGUUCUUCUCAAUCAAACCAUCGUCUUCAGCCUCAAUUAUAUCAGCUUCCAAAUUUAUAUAAACUGUCCCUGCAGCUAACAACUGAGUUAAAUAUACAUAAAUGGUGGGAUAACGUAAUCGACAUUUUUACUUCUUCUUAUUAUGCUACGAGGAUUCUACUAUCGGUACCUCAUGAUUUAACUGAUACUGUAAAUACUCCUUGGGGCGUAAAAGCUAUGUAUAAUAAAAACUCUUAUUGUAAUAGUAAUACUUGUUAUUCGGAAAGUGCUACUGAUAGUUGUUCAUCUUCGUCGAGUGAUACUGGACAUUCGGUAUUUGAAAAUUUAAAGAGUUUCGAUUGUGAUUCUGAACCCUUG
Racocetra persica is the source of this 627-nucleotide messenger RNA. Lineage: Eukaryota; Fungi; Glomeromycota; Glomeromycetes; Diversisporales; Gigasporaceae. The record is from the annotation of a GenBank genome assembly.